AUGCGUACGAAACUUGAUGGAAGAAUUCGGACUUUGAUUGAAAACAAUGUUGCCACUGGGCAUCGAAGUUGUUUUGCACUAAUUGGAGACAAAGCAAGAUACCAAGUCCCAAUUAUAUAUCAUAUUUUGUCAAAAUCCGUAGUUGCCGCGCGUCCAAAUGUUUUGUGGUGUUACAAAAAGGAGUUGGGCUUCUCGAGUCAUCACCAGAAACGGGUGAAGAAAAUAAAGAAAACGAGCUCGACGAUUUCUGGAAAUGUUCUCGAUGCUGACCCGUUUGAUACAUUUAUCGCGUCGACACAAAUUCGUUAUUGUUACUAUAACGAGUCGCACAAAAUUCUUGGAAACACUUAUGGAAUGCUCGUUCUUCAGGAUUUCGAAGCAUUGACGCCAAAUCUGUUGGCGAGAAGCAUUGAAACAAUUGAAGGAGGUGGUGUGGUCAUUUUAUUGAUGCAAAGCGUUAAGUCCUUAAGGCAAAUUUAUACAAUCACUAUGGAUGUUCAUAAUCGAUAUCGAACCGAAGCUCAUAACGAGAUUAUUGCACGAUUUAAUGAACGAUUUAUCCUUUCUCUGGCCAGUUGCUCGUCAAUUCUGGUUCUCGAUGAUCAACUGCGCGUUUUGCCAAUUUCCUCUCACAUUGAAAAAAUGGAGCCAUUAACCGCUAGUCAAAAAAAAGCGCAAAGUGAAAAUGAAGCAGAAUUGGCGAGUCUUAAAGAAGCUAUGAAGGACACAAAACCAAUUGGGCCUCUAUUAAGCAAAUGCAAAACCGCUUGUCAGGCGAAAGCUCUUCUUAGAUUUCUCGAUGCUAUUACUGAAAAACAGAGUAAUUUGACAUGUUCGCUAACAGCUGCUCGUGGUCGCGGUAAAUCAGCCGCGAUUGGUCUUUCAAUUGCUGGCGCAAUUGCUUUCGGUUAUACCAACAUCUUCGUGACAUCUCCAACUCCUGAAAAUUUGAAGACACUUUUUGAGUUCAUCGUAAAAGGAUUUGACGUGCUCGAUUAUCAAGAACAUACUGACUAUGAGCUGAUACAAUCUUCGAAUCCAGAUUUUGGGAAAUGCCUCGUUCGUAUCAACAUCUUCCGAGAUCAUAGGCAAACCAUUCAGUAUAUUAAUCCAACUGAUGCUGCAAGUCUCGGACAAGCUGAGCUGGUGGUCAUCGACGAGGCCGCUGCCAUUCCGCUGCCAAUUGUCAAGGAGUUGAUUUCGGGGCCUUACAUGGUGUUCCUUGCAUCUACAAUUAAUGGAUAUGAAGGAACUGGGCGGAGUUUGUCGCUGAAAUUGUUGCAGCAGUUGAGAAAACAAUCGGCUGGAGAGACUGGAGAAGGAAAAACGACGGCUAGCAAAGGAAGAAUUUUGCAUGAAAUUCAAAUGGAGGAGAGUAUUCGCUAUAAACCGGGUGAUCAAAUCGAAAAAUGGCUCAACAAAUUGUUGUGUCUUGAUUCGAUGAAUAAUUUACCAAAGUUGGAUUGUGGAACUCCCCCACCUGCCGAUUGCGAAUUGUACAUCGUCAAUCGAGAUACUCUCUUCUCAUUUCAUGACGCUUCUGAGGCAUUCCUACAACAAAUUAUGGCGAUUUUUGUGUCUGCUCACUACAAAAACACGCCCAAUGAUUUACAGAUGCUCAGCGAUGCGCCCGCUCAUAAUUUGUUCGUUCUUAUGGCACCAGUGAAAAAAACGAAAAAAUCGAUUCCGGAGGUUUUGGCUGUCGUCCAAGUGUGCCUUGAAGGAAAAAUCACGAAUGUUGAAGAUAGUUUAGAGCGCGGAAAACGUGCCGCCGGAGACUUGUUGCCAUGGACAAUUUCUCAACAAUUUUUGGAUAACGAAUUCGGAUCUUUGUGUGGAGGACGAAUUGUUCGAGUGGCGGUUCACCCAGACUAUCAGAGUAUGGGAUACGGUAGCCGUGCAGUCGAAUUGAUCCAGGAGUAUUAUAUGGGACAUGUGACAUCACUUAGUGAGAAUGAAGUGAAGAAAACGGCAAUCAAGCAAGUCAAGGAUGGGCAUACUGUUGAAUUGCUCGAAGAACGCAUCGAACCCCGUGCAGAUCUUCCUCCGCUGUUGAUGAGACUCGAGGAAAGAAAACCGGAAAAGCUUGAUUAUUUGGGUGUCUCAUUUGGUCUUACUGUUCCACUUUUGAAAUUCUGGAAACGAGCUGAAUUCGUUCCUGUCUACAUUCGUCAAACUUCCAAUGAUAUCACCGGAGAGCACACUUGCAUUAUGCUCAAAGCUUUGGACGAUGGAGAUGAUGAUGAUGAAGAGUCGAAAUGGCUUCCUGUCUAUUGGACGGAAUUCCGUGAUAAGCUCAUCGAACUUCUUUCUUUUGAAUUCAAACAUUUUUCUGUUCAAUUGGCUCUUUCAUUGCUUCAGUUGAAGAAUAAACAAGUAGAGAAAGGAUUGAAAAGAAAUCCUAUUGAUCGCCAAGAGUUGAGUCGAUUGCUCACAAACAAAAAGCUUCGCCGCUUGUCGUUGUAUGGAAGAAAUAUGAUUGAAUCGCAUUUCAUCACCGAUCUGCUUCCGACGAUUGCUCGCUUGUAUUUUGAGCAGCGUCUUCCUGCAGAACUGAAAUUGGCCGUGACCCAAUCAGCUAUCAUUCUUGCUCGCGGACUUCAGCAUAAGAAUUUCGACGAAAUUGUCAAAGAACUUGAUUUGCCGAUUAAUCAGGUAUUUGCUCUUCUCACCAAAGCUGUUCGUCGAAUUAGCGAUCAUUUUGACGAGUUGUGCGAAAACGCUUUGAAAAAUGAAAUGAAUAAGGAAACGGCCGAAAAUGCUAAUAGUGCUCAGAAUUCGCUAACCAACGCCAAGCCAUUGGCGAUUUCGUUGGAUGACGAACUCGAGAAUGCCGCCAGAGAGAUCAAAAAUCGACAAGAACGCGAUCGGAAGGCUCUUCUUGCGGAACUCAGUGGAGAAUUGAAAAAGUAUGAAAUCACGACGGAUCAGAAGGAACUCGAAGAAGCGUUUGAACAAGGAGGAAUGAAAUACGCAUCGAAGCUUGUCAGCGUAAAGAGUAAAAGAACCGCAAAUCAAGCCGAAAUUCCUGACACUCCCGAUCCAUUGGGAAAACGAUUGAAGAAGAAGAAAACAAAGUCUGUACAUUAA
Molecule: messenger RNA, 3090 nt
Organism: Caenorhabditis bovis
Lineage: Eukaryota; Metazoa; Nematoda; Chromadorea; Rhabditida; Rhabditidae
Source: the annotation of a GenBank genome assembly